Molecule: messenger RNA, 564 nt
Organism: Sclerotinia borealis F-4128
Lineage: Eukaryota; Fungi; Ascomycota; Leotiomycetes; Helotiales; Sclerotiniaceae
Source: the annotation of a GenBank genome assembly
AUGUCCGACACCGAACUCGAUAGUCAAUUUGUGCCAACUGGCAGGCCACAAUCCCAAAUGGCGCGAUCGUUCGCUCUUGCAUUGGAUGACUUGUUCAAGCUUGACAGUAGCGAGGAUCUCGAUGCUAUAGUCACAGAGAAGAAGAACGAAAUAUCUACAAAAACCUCUGAACUCGAAGAGCUCGAGGCGAGACUCAAAGCGACCGAGGAAAGAUUAAAAGCCAAGCAAGCAGCAGUAAGCCCGGGAAGCUCCCCGCCAGGGAAAUCAACCUUUCAACAACAACGAUCUACAACAAAUCCUAUAAGCCCAUUAGAACCAAAAUUUGGGAAUGAUGUCGCAUCGCGGGGUGCUGAAGUGAGCGGAGAGGAUCUCGCAUCCAGGCCAGCAGCCCCAAAGCAAGACCAAUCAUACACGACAGCUCUUGCAUCAUCUAUUCCAGGAGCUCUACCACCUACCCCAGGUGCUAGCGAAGGUGAAUACGAACUCGAUGAUGGGGAAAGAACCAGUGCUGACUAUGUCAUUGUUACAAAAGAUGGAGAUGUUCCGCCGGCAGUUACCGAAUGA